CCAGCUAGUAUACCAUACCAAAAGGAAAAGCGAAAAAACCCACCGCGGGGCAGAAGCAGAACAUCCGUCGUCGUCCUGCCUCGAGCUCUCUGCCCCAUCUUUACAAACCACCGUCCGCACUCCGCACCAUCCCUUCCGGUUAAACCCCGCAAUCAAUUCACUCGCUACUGCACCCCCACCCCACCUCUCCGUCCCUCUCCACCACCUUUCCCCUUCUCAUUCUCUCUCUCCCAAGAAGGCAAAGCUAGAAGCACCCAUGGGCACGCUGCCCCGCCGCCGCGCCCUCUUCUCCCUCGCCCUCCUCCUCCUCGCCGCCGCGGCCUCCGGCGCGGCGGCGGCGCCCAGGCUGUCGCCCAACUACUACCGCCGCAGCUGCCCGCGCGUGGAGCGGAUCGUGUCCGACGUCAUUGCCGCCAAGCAGCGCGCCAACCCGUCCACCGCCGCCGGCACGCUCCGGCUCUUCUUCCACGACUGCUUCGUCAACGGCUGCGACGCCUCCGUCCUCAUCUCCCCGCUCUCCUCCGACGCCACCCCCGAGCGCGCCGCCGACAUCAACCUCUCCCUCCCGGGCGAUGCCUUCGACGCCGUCGACCGCGCCAAGGUCGCGCUGGAGGCCGCCUGCCCUGGCGUCGUCUCCUGCGCCGACAUCCUCGCGCUCGCGGCGCGGGACCUCGUGGGCAUCCUGGGCGGGCCGCGGUUCCCCGUCGCGCUGGGCCGCCGCGACUCCGCCCGCUCCGACGCGCGCGACGUGGAGGGGAACCUGCCCCGCACUAACAUGUCGGCGCGCGCCAUGGCGCGGCUCUUCGCGAGCAAGGGGCUCUCACCGCGGGAGAUGGUCGCGCUCGCCGGCGCGCACACCGUCGGCUUCUCCCACUGCGCCGAGUUCGCGCACCGCCUGUACAACUACAGGAGCGCGGAUGGGUACGACCCGCGGCUGAACCCGGAGUUCGCGCGCGCGCUGCAGCGGUCCUGCGCGGGCUACCGGGGCGACCCCACAGUGUCCAUCUUCAACGACGUGGUGACGCCCCGGGACUUCGACGAGGCGUACUACAAGAACCUGCCCCGCGGGCUGGGCCUGCUCGCCUCCGACGCCGCGCUGUGGGAGUACCCGCCCACCAGGGUGUUUGUCCAGCGGUACGCGGACAACCGCACGGCCUUCUUCGAGGACUUCGCCGCGGGGAUGCAGAGGCUCGGCGCCGUCGGCGUCAAGACCGGGCGGCAGGGAGUCGUCAGGCGGCGCUGCGACGCCCUCGACUGAUCCGACCGUUGCUUGCUGUGUACUAGUAGCAUUCGAUUGGUGCGUGCUAGCAAGGGUUCGAUAAUUUAGGACUGGAUUUGGGGAGUAGCUGCUCCGAACUUCACAAAUGGUGCGUUCGAGUUUUGAGCUUUGAGAUACAGAGUGAAAAAUGUGCACUGAAGAGCAGCUGGCUCAGAUGUUUCUUUCUUGUUUUGUCUCCUGCCACACCAUUAUGGCGUUUACAGUGGCAUCGUUAUCAUUGCUGAUCACC
Messenger RNA from Phragmites australis (common reed), 1508 nucleotides. Its product is annotated as peroxidase 31-like. The record is from RefSeq and is a predicted model, not a curated record. Gene Ontology annotation, biological process: hydrogen peroxide catabolic process; response to oxidative stress. The transcript has a single exon. The coding region runs from base 257 to 1258 and encodes 333 amino acids. NCBI's taxonomy places the organism in Eukaryota, Viridiplantae, Streptophyta, Magnoliopsida, Poales, Poaceae. Gene Ontology annotation, molecular function: heme binding; peroxidase activity.